AUAUGCUCAUGAAUUGGUGGUGGAUGGCAACUCGCAAUGUUGAGGUGGUAUAUAAGGUGGAAUUUGGUGUGUUGUAGCUCAGUGCGAGACUCACCUUCACAGAACGAAUAUUUGGGUUUGGUUGUGUUGUCGUGUGAAGACCUGAUCAUAAUGCGCUCACUGGCUUGUACUACCGCACUUCUGAUACUGGGGCUUGUGGCAGAGUCCCAAAAUACAUGCGAGUUCGGCUGCCUUUCGGUGUAUAAACCUGUGUGUGGAACGGACGGAAAUGUCUACAGCAACUCUUGUGAGCUUGAACGCAGGGCCUGCAGUAACCCAGGGCUGAACCUAAAAAUUGCUCCUGAUUCCAAUUGUCAGUCACAAAAUUCGUGUGAGAUCGGCUGCCUUUCGGUGUAUAAACCUGUGUGUGGAACGGACGGAAAUAUCUAUGGCAACUCUUGUGAGCUUAAGCGCAGGGCCUGCAGUAACCCAGGGCUGAACCUGGAAAUUGCUCCUGAUUCCAAUUGUCCUGACUUUCCCUCUCAGGAUGACUGGGCACGGUUGUGAAUAUCAGCGGAAGCCUCAUGAGUGCCGCCGUCUAUGAUGCUCAGUUGACUACUAGGAACCUAAUAAUUCUUAAGUAAAAUUGUUCUAAUAAAGCUUGUAGACAUA
Molecule: messenger RNA, 651 nt
Organism: Cherax quadricarinatus
Lineage: Eukaryota; Metazoa; Arthropoda; Malacostraca; Decapoda; Parastacidae
Source: RefSeq, a predicted model, not a curated record